UGUAGUGUCUGUAUUCCCGCUGUCAUCUAUCACAUGCCGCUUCAAAUAAUAUCCCUUCCCCUCUCUCCUCCUUCCCUCCUCUAUUACUCUCUCUCUUUACACUCUCUCUCUAGAUCUCUUUCUCUGUCCUCCCUCAUUCAUAUCACAUCACCAUCUGAACUUCAAUAGAUAGACAAUGAGAGAGAUCUUGCAUGUUCAGGGAGGCCAAUGCGGCAACCAAAUCGGUUCCAAGUUCUGGGAAGUGAUCUGCGACGAGCAUGGCGUCGAUCCGACCGGUAGGUACAAGGGCGAUGGAUCGUCCGAUCUUCAACUCGAGAGGAUCAACGUUUAUUUCAAUGAAGCUUCCGGCGGCCGCUACGUUCCUAGGGCUGUUCUCAUGGAUCUCGAACCAGGAACCAUGGAUAGUAUCAGAUCCGGCCCGUACGGCCAGAUCUUUCGCCCCGAUAACUUCGUCUUCGGCCAGUCCGGUGCCGGAAACAACUGGGCCAAAGGUCACUACACCGAAGGCGCCGAGUUGAUCGAUGCCGUUCUUGAUGUUGUUCGCAAAGAGGCUGAGAAUUGUGAUUGUUUGCAAGGUUUCCAGGUGUGCCACUCCCUUGGAGGAGGCACAGGUUCUGGCAUGGGAACCCUUUUGAUAUCCAAGAUAAGGGAAGAAUACCCAGACAGAAUGAUGCUCACAUUCUCUGUUUUCCCUUCACCAAAGGUCUCGGACACAGUUGUUGAACCCUACAAUGCCACCCUCUCUGUGCACCAGUUGGUAGAGAAUGCUGAUGAAUGCAUGGUCCUAGACAAUGAAGCACUCUAUGACAUUUGCUUCAGGACCUUGAAGCUCAGCACUCCUAGUUUUGGUGACCUGAACCACUUGAUAUCUGCAACUAUGAGUGGGGUAACGUGCUGCUUGAGAUUUCCUGGCCAGCUUAACUCAGACCUGCGGAAGCUGGCAGUGAACCUGAUCCCAUUCCCACGUCUUCAUUUCUUCAUGGUGGGGUUUGCACCACUCACCUCUCGUGGAUCGCAGCAUUACAUCUCCCUCACUGUCCCAGAGCUGACUCAGCAAAUGUGGGAUGCCAAGAACAUGAUGUGUGCAGCUGACCCUCGCCAUGGUCGUUACCUGACAGCAUCAGCCAUGUUCAGGGGGAAAAUGAGCACGAAAGAGGUGGAUGAACAGAUGAUCAAUGUGCAAAACAAAAACUCAUCAUACUUUGUGGAGUGGAUCCCUAACAAUGUGAAGUCAAGCGUGUGUGAUAUUCCACCGACAGGCCUAAAGAUGGCAUCCACAUUUGUAGGGAACUCCACGUCGAUCCAAGAGAUGUUCAGGAGAGUGAGCGAGCAGUUUACAGCCAUGUUCCGGCGGAAAGCGUUUUUGCAUUGGUACACUGGUGAAGGAAUGGAUGAAAUGGAGUUCACGGAGGCGGAGAGCAACAUGAAUGAUCUGGUUGCCGAGUACCAGCAAUACCAGGAUGCCACUGUGGAGGAUGAGGAAGACUACGAGGGUGAAGAAGAGAAUUAUGAGGGCUAAGACAUCGGAGAAGGGUGGCACUUACCCUCAUCUGAUGAAGGUAAGAUAUGACAAAAUCAGUGGUUGGUUAUCUACUACUACUAUGUGGCCUCUUUUGUUCGUUUUGCUUCUGAAGUUUCAGCUCAUAUUCAUUCCUUUUGCUUCUGAAGUUUCAGCUCAUUUUCCUUCCCUUUCUGAACUUUCAGCUUAUUUCUUUGGUUCUUAUUGUUCCAUCUAUUACUGUAUUCCUUGAUAUGUUACUCUGUUUGUUCUGUUGAAGCUUUUGAAUAAUAAAGUAACUUUUCCUAAAA
Molecule: messenger RNA, 1809 nt
Organism: Cornus florida
Lineage: Eukaryota; Viridiplantae; Streptophyta; Magnoliopsida; Cornales; Cornaceae
Product: tubulin beta-6 chain
Exons: 3
Coding region: 176-1519 (447 amino acids)
Biological process (GO): mitotic cell cycle; microtubule cytoskeleton organization
Cellular component (GO): microtubule; cytoplasm
Molecular function (GO): GTP binding; structural constituent of cytoskeleton; GTPase activity
Source: RefSeq, a predicted model, not a curated record